GCUAUCGCCUAUGAGUCUGUGCAGGGGGAUGGUGCCGAGGAGGGGGCGGCUGAGCCCAAGAGACCCAAGUGGGAGCCAAGGAACUGGCGGCAGCAGCUGGAGCGUAUCCGGGAAAUGAGGAGCAGCAGAGAUGCUCCCGUGGAUCACAUGGGAGUGGAUAAGUGUUAUGACAGCAGCGCACCUCCGCAGGUUAUGCGCUACCAGGUUCUGCUGUCGCUGAUGCUGUCCAGCCAGACUAAGGACGAGGUGACAUCAGCAGCCAUGCUGCGCCUGAGGCAACGUGGGCUCACAGUCGACAGUAUUUUGCAGAUGGACGAUGUGACGCUUGGGCAGAUCAUUUAUCCUGUAGGGUUCUGGAGGAACAAGGUGAAGUAUAUAAAACAGACGACAGCCAUCCUGAAGCAGAAGUAUGGUGGCGACAUACCAAGUACCGUGGAGGAGCUGGUGAUGCUGCCAGGAGUUGGGCCCAAAAUGGCCCACUUGGCUAUGCACAUUGCUUGGAACAGUGUGUCCGGGAUAAGUGUGGACACCCAUGUGCACAGAAUCACAAACAGGCUGAAGUGGGUGAAGAAGGAGACCAGAACCCCUGAGGCAACUCGGGUUGCACUGGAGGACUGGCUGCCCAGGGAUCUCUGGAGGGAGAUAAACUGGCUCUUGGUGGGCUUUGGCCAGCAGACCUGCUUGCCUGUGAAUCCUCGCUGCAAAGAGUGCCUCAAUCAAGACAUUUGCCCAGCUGCUAAGAGAUGCUGACAGAUCAACAGGUCUUCCUAGAGCAACAGAGCUGCUUCAGCACGGAAGCCCAGAGCCAAGCCCUAGUAAGGAUGUUUUGCAUGGGGCUGAGCGUGUGACUGUAGGG
Messenger RNA from Struthio camelus australis, 856 nucleotides. Lineage: Eukaryota; Metazoa; Chordata; Aves; Struthioniformes; Struthionidae. The record is from RefSeq and is a predicted model, not a curated record.